Molecule: messenger RNA, 1057 nt
Organism: Baudoinia panamericana UAMH 10762
Lineage: Eukaryota; Fungi; Ascomycota; Dothideomycetes; Mycosphaerellales; Teratosphaeriaceae
Exons: 2
Coding region: 179-1057 (292 amino acids)
Source: RefSeq, a predicted model, not a curated record
UGGUUCUAUUGCAGCACAUCUUGCUGCCACACACCGGAUGAACUAGCCCGGUGGGUCACCGUGCAGGCACAUCUUCGGCGAGGGUGACAGCGCCCAUGCCGCCAAAGUGAUAUCGUGUAGGUCUGCUCUUACAUUCGAACAAGUCUUGUUCGAAGUAGUCUGUGCAAUCGCCAACAUCAUGGCAAACGAUCCGACCUCGCUAAGCGUAGAGACCUUGUUCGACGUGAAAGGCUGGGUGGCAGUCGUACGGACUGGUGGAGGUACUGGACUUGGCCUGAUCACCGCACAAUCACUUGCAGCAAAUGGUGUCAAAGUCUACGUAACCGGACGACGAUUAGAGAAGCUCAAAGAUGCCGAAAUGCAAGACUCCAAGUCAGGCGGCUCAAUCAUAGCUCUCCAAAUGGAUGUCACGGACAAAGACAGUAUUGUGUCCGCUGUCAAGCACGUCUCCGAGAAGGAGAAAUGGAUCAACUUCCUCGUCAACAACGCGGGAGUCACCAGCGUCAAUUAUGGCAAGGCCGGGCAACCCACUGGCAGCGUUCAGGAGGUCGCUGACGCAAUGCUGAACAAUCAAACCUUCGAUGACUGGAUUUCGAUCUACAAGGUCAACGUCGCGAGCUACUACUUCACCUCUGUGGCCUUCCUGCCGCUGCUGUGUGCUGCACGGGAUCAUGGCUACCCAGAGGCUGGCAGCAUAUUGAACAUCAGCUCCAUCAGCGGUAUAACGAAAGAAUCUCAGAACGGCCAGUUCAGCUACAAUGCUUCCAAGGCAGCAUGCAUCUCGCUGACCGAGCAGCUUGCCGUAGAUCUCAAGCGGCCAGAUCUGGAGGUUCGGGUUAACACGCUCGCGCCUGGGUAUUUCCCAAGCGAGAUGACGCCUAUUGGCGUCGAGGCAGGCCAGGCCAAGGAGCACUUCCGCACGAAAUGGGGUAUCCCCUUUGGCAAAGCUGGCAGUUCUAGAGACUACGCGCAGGCGGUACUCAACUUUGCGGUCAAUAGCUAUAUCACUGGCAGCACGCUUGUGAUCGAUGGCGGGUGGUUGUUAGCUCAUGCCUAG